Messenger RNA from Sardina pilchardus (European sardine), 5459 nucleotides. It is a transcript of the gene c5, whose product is annotated as complement component 5. Lineage: Eukaryota; Metazoa; Chordata; Actinopteri; Clupeiformes; Clupeidae. The coding region runs from base 100 to 5139 and encodes 1679 amino acids. Gene Ontology annotation, molecular function: protein binding; endopeptidase inhibitor activity. Gene Ontology annotation, cellular component: extracellular region. The transcript is spliced from 42 exons. The record is from RefSeq and is a predicted model, not a curated record.
CUGCAUUUGUGGAUUCGGCCGUUGCCCCGUAUGUGUGUGAGAGUUUUGGUGACAGUCCUGUGAGUGAGAGUGUGUGUGUGUGUGUGGCUACAGACGGAGAUGGCUUCUCUGCUCCUCCUGUGUGUGUGUGUUCUCUCCGUGGGCCACGAUGUUGUCGCUCAGGACAGAACGUAUCUGAUCACGUCUCCUCGGCUGGUGCGGCUGGAUGCCGUGGUGACGGUGGUGGUGCAGGUGUUUGACGAGCAGGACACCAGCGUGCAGCUGCACCUCAAGAAGUCCCUCGCCGCAGGGGACACACAGUACGCCACCGAGACCGUCCAGCUCAACGCAGCCAACAGCUACCAAGCCGCCGCCAACAUGCGGGUCCUCUCCGGGGAUCUCCCGGCGGAUGCCACCCACGUGUACCUCCACGUUGUGGGCAGCGGCAUCAACCAACACGAGAGGAUCCCCGUCUCCCGCGACAACGGAUUCCUCUUCAUCCAGACGGACAAGCCUCUAUACACACCUGAGCAAUCGGUGAAAGUGAGGGUCUUCUCCCUGAGUGAAGAGUUGAAACCAGCCAGGAGAAAUGUCACUCUCACAUUUCGGGACCCUGAGUCGGUGAAGGUGGACAUUGUGGACCUGGAGGAUGUGAGUGGGAUCAUAUCGAUGCAGCGCCCUUUCAAAAUACCCCUCAAACCAAAGUUAGGUGUGUGGAAGAUUGAGGCAUCCUACACAGAUGACUUCAGCACACUUGCCAACACUCAGUUUGAAAUCAAGGAGUAUGUUUUACCCAGCAUCAUAGUCACUAUGCAACCAGAGCAGCGCUACAUCAGCAGAGCCAACAUGGACUCCUUCAAGCUGAGCGUCACAGCCAGGUAUGCUCAUGGAGCCCCAGUACAGCAGGCCUAUGUGAUGAGCAGGUUUGGCUACAUCUCAGGGGAGGGCGCGGUCAUCCUGCCCAAAACCAGCAGGACUGUGGAGCUGACUGAUGGCCAGGUGGAGCUCUAUCUGAACAUCCGCAAGGCCCUAGACGAUGCGUCAGAUGGACCCAGAGACCUGCAGCAGCUAGAGGGCACACACCUGUAUGUGAUGAUCACGGUGGAGGAGACCACAGGUGGCGUCAGACAGCAGGCUGAGUUGUCCAGCGUGAAGUUUGUGGCGUCUCCUUUCACUUUGAGCUUGAUUGCAACUCCUCUCUUCAUCAAACCUGCGCUCCCAUACACUGUCAGGGCGGUGGUCAAGGGCCCUUUGGGGGACCCAGUGUCCGGUGUGCCGGUGAAGAUCCAGGCGUCUGUCACCGACGGCAACGGGCAGCAGGAAGUGCUGCUGUACUCCACCACGGAGCAGCACGUCACCAUGGUAACCGAUAGUGAUGGAGUCGCCCGCUUCACCUACAACAUCCCCAGCAGCUCCGUCAGGGCCCAGUUCUCCAUGGAGACGGUGGAUAAGAGUCUCUCCUCUGAGAGUCAGGCUGUGUUCCGGUUUAACGCAGACACGUACGUGUCUACUAAAGGCCGCUACCUUUACAUCGACCUCCCCAGCUCCCUGUCCUCCGUGCAGGUCCACAACUACAUGGGCAUCAACGUCUACUUCCACUACCGAGAAUACCUCACCCUGAAGACGUUCAGCUACCAGGUGCUGUCCAAAGGCAGGGUGGUGAAGCACGGGACCCAGCUCCGCAGGGGCACCUUGUCGGAGUUCAUCAACCUGCAGGUGACCCCCGACAUGGUGCCGUCCGCCCGCCUCCUCGUCUACUACGUCCAGCCAGGAGAGGGCGCCGCUGAGCUGGUGGCCGACUCCGUCUGGUUUGACGUCCAGGACACGUGCAUGAAUGGACUCAAGGUGGCGCUGAACGCCCCCAACUCUCAGUACAAGCCCAAGGAGGAGCUGCCUCUGCAGCUGAGGAGCAGCCAGAGCUCUGUGGUGGCGCUGGCAUCAGUGGACACGGCCAUCUACUCCCUCAGGAUCAAGCACACCGACCCCUUCACCACUGUGUUGCGGCAUGUGGAGAGGAAGGACAUGGGCUGUGGUGGAGGGGGAGGGAAGGAUGCUGCUGACGUGUUCCGCAGAGCCGGCCUACUCUUCAUGACCAACGCCAACGCCAAGGCCAUCACUGAAGGUGACACAUGCUCUGAUGUUGUAAGGCCUAAGAGGGAAUUGAAAAAGGAGCAUUGUGACCAAAUGAUCCAAAGGCUCCCUGCACUGAUGCGCUACUGUGUGGAGGGCAGUAAGCAGCUGCCCACUCUAGAGUCCUGUGAGGCCAGAGUGAGCCGCAUGGCGUUUGCACACCGUCCGCGCGCCAGGGAAGCCUUCCUGUGCUGCUGCAGAGUCACCCUGCAGAUGAUGACCCGUCCAGGAGCCGUCACUCUCGCCCGCUCAGAGGUGGAAGCCCUGUUUGAAGAUGUGCUGCCCAUGCAGAUCCGGAGCUAUUUCCCUGAGAGCUGGCUUUGGGAGGAGCACCUGGUCCCAGAGGGCUCCAGAGCUACAGUCCUCAGACGUACGCUCCCCGACUCCCUCACCACCUGGGAGAUGAGAGCAGUGGGUCUGUCUAACGACGGCAUGUGUGUGUCAGAGCCGCUGCGUGUGUCGGUGAGCCAGGACGUGAGUGUGGAAGUGCCACUGCCCUACAGCAUGGUGCGUGGGGAACAGGUCCAACUCAAGGGCUCCAUCUACAACCACAACCACCAGGAGUCACGGUUCUCGCUGACUCUGGAGGCCUCAGAAGGGAUCUGUGUGUUCCGAGGACAGAACUCCGAGGAGAAGAAUAAGGGCGUUCUGGACAAACAUUCCGUCCACUUCGUCCACUUCUACAUCAUGGCCCUGGAGCCCGGCACACACACCCUCAACUUCACACUCGUCACCCAGUGGGGCCGAGAGAAGCUGGUGAAGAGUCUACGAGUGACCCCUGAAGGGAUCCUGACGGAGGAGAACACGGGGGCCACCAUCGACCCCCAGGGCAUCUACGGAAGUUCCAAAAGAAAAGUGGAGCUGAGGAACUCCCUUCCUCCAAAGGUGGUGCCAAACUCCCCCGUGGAGCGCCGCCUCACCGUCACCGGUGAGCUGCUGGGAGAUGUGCUGGCCAUCAUGAACGACCCCGAGGGGCUUCAGCGGCUGGUGCACCUCCCCCGGGGGUCCGCGGAGAAGGAGCUGAUGGGCCUGCUGCCCCUCUACUACGUCUACCACUACAUGGAGAUGGGCCGCCACUGGGCCAGCCUCGGCCCGCAGGCCGCCCACAUCAAGGCCGACCUCAAGCACAGGAUGAAGGAGGGCCUCAUCAGCAUCAUGUCCUUUAGGACGAGAGUGACCGAUGCCUUCAGCAUGUGGAAGAACAGAGAAGCAAGCACAUGGCUGACCGCUCUCAUGGUCAAGACUCUGGCAGAGGUCAACAAGUACACUGCUGUGGACGGCAAAGACGUGUCCAAGUGCAUCUACUGGCUGAUCAACAGCUGUCAGAAAGGAGACGGGUCGUUCCUAGAGACAUCCAACUACAAGCCCACUAAACUCAUGGGUGCUGGAGCUGACACCACAGAACAGGCUGCUUACCUCACGUCCUUCGUCGUCAUCGGAAUCAAGAACGCCAUGGAGGAGGUGCCAGAAUGUAACCUCGAGUUGUACAGGGAGUCUCUGCGGAAGGCGGAGCGCUUCCUGUUUGAGCGUGUGCGCGCCGGGCAGCUCAAGAGUGUGUACGUGCGGGCGGUGACGGCCUACGCCCUCAGCCUCCUGGACAGCAGCAGCAUCCCCUCCGUCAUGCUCUACGACCAGCUGCAGAGAGACGCCAGUGUCAAAGGUAACCCUCCUGUGGUGCGCUUCUGGCAGGAGGCGUCUGCGCCGGUGAACCCCCUGAGGCCCCACAAGACGUCGGCCCAGACGGUGGAGACGACGGUGUACGUGCUGCUCACCGCGCUGCUGAAGGGCCACGCCGCGCAGGCCAAGCCCGUCCUCACCUGGCUCACCCAGGACCAGCGCCACGGGGGCGGAUUCUACUCCACGCAGGACACUAUUCUCACCCUGGAGGCCUUGGCCAAGUACAGCAUCAUGACCAAAGAUGCUGUUCUGAACAUGGGCAUCAAGGCCGCGUACAGGACCAAAGGAGACCUGGAUUUCAUCAUGCUCACAGACAGCAGGCCUCUGGGCAAGCCCAUCCUAGUGACAAAAAAUGAUGACAUCAUCCUCUCCACAGGACUCAGCACUGGAGUAUCUGUGGCCAACCUGAAAACAGUCUAUUAUAAGAUGGCCGACGACAGUGAGGACUGCCACUUUGACAUCUCCAUUGACAUUAAGCCACGCAAGCCAGCCUCCACUAACUACAUGGAGCAGUCACCACGCAUCAUCGCCUGCGCCAGGUAUAAACCAUUGGAGAAUGAGGUGUACACUGAAGCCAGUCACACUGUCAUGGAGAUCCAACUGCCAACGGGAAUAAACCCCCUACAGGAGGACCUGGACAUGAUGCAGAACGGCCUCGAGACGCUCAUCUCCAACUAUGAGAUUGACGGAGACAAAGUCCUCAUCCAGCUGGACUCGGUGCCCUCGGCCGGACCGUACUGCGUGGGAUUCCGCGUCCAGGAGCUCUUCAACACGGGCAUGACCAGCGGCUCCCUGUUCAAAGUGUACGAGUAUCACGACCCAGAGAGCUCCUGCUCUAAGAUCUACUACUCACAGGAGCGCAAGCUACUGAGGCUGUGUGAAAAGGAACAGUGCCACUGCAUGGCAGCGGAAUGCUGCACCUUCAGAUCCACUAUGGACGCCAGCAUCAGUGCUGACUCACUCCAGAAGGACGUGUGCAAGGACCGGGUCACAUAUGCAUUUAAGGUCAUUGUUGAGGCGAAUGAAGCUGAGGGAGAUUUUGUGACAUACAAAGCAAAAGUCCAGGAUAUCUUUAAAAAAGGGACGGAGGACGUGAAGAUCGGCUCCGAGGUGGAGUUGGUGAAGAAGGCCACAUGCAGCUCCACCCUGAUGGAGGCGGGGCAUCAGUACCUGGUGAUGGGGGCGGAGAUCAUGCAGAUACGGCAGCAGCGCUCCUACAGGUAUAAGUUCCCACUGGACUCCCAGGCCCAGGUGGACAUAUGGCCGGACAGAGCCAGCUGUAAGGAGGCCUGCGAAAACUACCUCAGAGAGUUGGACGGCUUCACGGAUAACAUCCUCAUCGAUGGUUGCUGAGGGAACCAGUCACCUGACCAGCACAGAGCCAAUGGGAGGACAGGAGGGUUGCUAAGGAGAGUGCUCACAUGUGCUUGGAGACGUGCCUAUGAUAUGCAAUGUAGUGCAGUUACUGUUAGCCUGGAGACACCAAUAAAUAAACACAUUUACAGAAACAUGUUCACAGAAUUGAACUUCACAAAAAUAAGCGCUUGCUUUAUGACCAAAUGUUCAGAACUCCUUGUGUGUGGGAUUAAAGAAUGAGAAGUAAUGGAAUUCUAUUGCUCAAGAACCAGCACAAAUAAUACAAAAAAAAGAUUAAAAAGUAUAUUGUGUGUGUG